Myotis davidii is the source of this 882-nucleotide messenger RNA. RefSeq names its product acyl-coenzyme A synthetase ACSM1, mitochondrial-like. The record is from RefSeq and is a predicted model, not a curated record. Gene Ontology annotation, cellular component: mitochondrial matrix. Bases 157 to 882 code for a protein of 241 amino acids. Gene Ontology annotation, molecular function: fatty-acyl-CoA synthase activity; fatty acid ligase activity. Gene Ontology annotation, biological process: acyl-CoA metabolic process; fatty acid biosynthetic process. The transcript is spliced from 5 exons. NCBI's taxonomy places the organism in Eukaryota, Metazoa, Chordata, Mammalia, Chiroptera, Vespertilionidae.
UGGAAUCAUCUAAAAAUAUAACAGGUUCCAUGAGAACGGCACAGUUGGGCUCGGCAGGAAGAGAGGUCUUAGAGCCAGGCUAGCAUGGAGAACAGGACUUUCAAAUGCAGGUGGUGACCGAGAAGUCCGUGCCUGCUUCCUGAGGACUGCUCCGCCAUGCAGUGGCUGAUGAGGCUCCGGGUCCUUUGGGGCACCCACAAAUCCUGCCACACCUUACACCUGGCCCCUCGGACCUUGCGCUUCCAGUCUGUAUCAGCAACUGGCACCCCGAGAUGGAAUGACCAUGAUAGACCUGAGAAAUUUAACUUUGCCAGUGAUGUCCUGGACUACUGGACUCAAAUGGAGAAGGAAGGCAAGAGAGGCCCCAACCCAGCCCUGUGGUGGGUGAACAGCCAAGGAGAAGAAGUGAAGUGGAGUUUCAGAGAGCUGACAGACUUCACCUGCCGCGCAGCCAACGUCUUCACGCAGACCUGUGGCCUGCAGCAGGGAGACCGUCUCGCCUUGAUUCUGCCUCGAGUGCCUGAGUGGUGGCUGGUGGCCGUGGGCUGCAUCCGAACAGUCCUAACAACAGGAAAUGUGGGGAGAACGUCAAUGCUCUGGGGAACUUACCCAGGGAUUAUCUUCAUGCCAGGGACAACCCAGAUGAAGGCCAAGGACAUUCUCUACCGACUAAAGCAGUCGAAUGCCCAGAGCAUCGUGACCACAGAUGACCUUGCCCCGGAGGUGGACUCGGUGGCUUCUGAGUGUCCCGCUCUGAAAACCAAUCUAAGGAUUAUUGUGUUUCAAGCUUCUUGUAGGUGGGAACCUAAAAGAUUAUUCACAUAUAAAUAUGAAUGCAUAUAUAUGAAUAGAGGCCCCAUCACGAAAUUCGUACAAGAGUAA